Cladocopium goreaui is the source of this 6858-nucleotide messenger RNA. The record is from the annotation of a GenBank genome assembly. NCBI's taxonomy places the organism in Eukaryota, Dinophyceae, Suessiales, Symbiodiniaceae.
AUGAGAUGUUCCCCUUGGGAGUUGGACCCGGAUUUCAAUAAACUGGAGGAUCCUUUGGUGUCAGUGGUUUUGAAGACGGUGGUGUGCCAACCAGGUCGACACAUGUGCCUGACAACUAUCAACCAUCAGCAGUUCUUCACUGAUUGCGUUCUUCAAAAAGGGAUUGAAAGCCAUGUCAUCCUCAAUGGAGUCUUGCAAUACAGUGAAGGGAAGUGGUGGAUCAAAGCUGGACCUGACACGAGGACAUUCCCCAGACAGGUAGCUGAAAUGAAGGGACUCUACAAAGUGAUUGACGCUUGCAGUGGAAUUGGGGCAGUCACUCAGGGCUUCACAGAAUGUGGUGCUCAAAUUGUAUGCCACAUCGAAUCCAACCAAGCUUUUCACCAAUGGCAGGAAGCUCGCUCUCAGAGCCCAUGCAUCCGAGGUUGUGUCAAUGACCCCAACACAGUGUAUGAGCGGACCCGCUGGUGGGCCAUCAUUGCGCAUCCGGCCUUGUCUGUCCAGUCCAUCCCACCCAUGCCGUCCAUGAGAUUUGUCCCAAGUGUCAUGCAUUUGAUCCGAAGCAUGCUGCCGAUGUCCGAGAGUGAAAUGGCCCAGUUGGAAAGAGACGAAUGGUGGCCAACCCAAGGACUGUCGAAAUCAAUGAAAGUUUUCCACCAAGAGGUUGAAAGCCUGGAUACACCGUGUAUCUUUUUGCCACCUGAUGAUUUCACACAUGAUGUCCUCAACAAGCAAGUGCCUGAUGAAAAGAUGUGCAAUGUCGAUAUAUCCAAGACUCACCCGCUUGCAUCCGACGUAUGCCCAACAAAGCAGUCACCCCUUCCACGACCAGGGUGUGGGGGUGAUGAUCGCGCAGAAAAGACAGACCAGACGGGAUUGCCAGCCUGCACACACGACAUAGCAGGUCCACACAACCUCAGCCUGGACAAUGACUCAGCACAUCCCCUUCCACGACCAGGGUGUGGGGGAACAGAUAAAUCAUCAGGAGUUUUGCAUCCGAUCGAACCAGCAGUGCUGAGUGAAGCGAAGAGUGCAUCCGUUUGUCCAGCUGUGCAUGGCCAUGCCAGUCCCUUUUCACGACCAGGGUGGGGGGAGCAUGGUAAAGCAUCCGAGCAUCCGCCAGAGAAGAAAACCAUUAGUGAGGUUUCCCAUCCAGAGUCAGUGCAACAAGACUUGACCAGGCAGGCAGGUGAAUGCAAUGACCAAGCAAAGCACAUGCAUCAGGCCACACCAGUGACCACCCAUGUCCCGCCCACCCUCUUUCAUGCCAAGCCCCUUCCACGCUUAGGGUGUGGGGGCCCCGCCCGAAUGGAGAUAGGAAAGGAACAAGAGGGAAAAGAAUGUCAACAUGAGGGUCAUAACCAGCCUGAUGUACCUGAGAAAUGCCAUCCGAGCUUUGUCAUGCCAAUCCAGUCCGCCAAUAGCGAUCUAGUAGGUGGUGAGAGUAUGGAUGUCAAAGACAUCACAGACCAAGUACCUCAUCGAAGCAACGGAAUAAAACUGGAAGAAUACAUGAUGCACCAAACAGGUGUACAACACUGCCCCUCCGAAGGAGGUGAAAGUGAAAAUGAUCCAGCCAACUGGACCAAAGCUUCCGAUGACCGACCUACCAGUCAUCCAAAUGGGAAAAACCACCCGGCAGGUUCCGCUACCGAUGGCAAGGAAGCUGACACAGAUGCCCAUAACGUUUUUCAAAAAAUGCAAAAUCAGGAUCCAAAGCAUGCCAAAGCUGUUGAUGGUUUUCUGAGUGCAGAGCAACCCCCCAUGCAGUCAGGCCGCCAUGUCCCGCCCACCCUCUUUCAUGCCAUGCCCCUUCCACGCUUAGGGUGUGGGGGCCCCACCCAAAUGGAUGAAGAAUCACCAGUAGAAAAAAGCAGUGUUCACAGCCAAAGCAAUGCUGACGAUACUGAUCAGGUCAGGUAUGAAGUGAGCCAGGAAUCGCAGUGCCAAGACGACCCAUACCCAGACGAUCCCAUCUCGGAUGAUGAACGAUCAACUGCUAGUGAUCUCCUGCCUCGGCAAGAAGAAACAGACCAGCAGCCGCAGCAAAGGAAGCAGCCUGACCACAAGGUGCAUUCCACCGAUCAUGACUUCUAUGAUGACCCGGAGUUUGAUCAAGAAGUUGUCCAAGCCCUCAAUGAACAAACAGUGACUCCUUUUGAUCGCAGUGUUUUUCGCCUUGGAGCAGUGCCAGGUUUUGCCGUGAAACGCAAACAACAGAUGCCAGCAGGAGCGCCGAAAUACCCAAAACAUUUCCCCGCACACACGGAGGGAUCCCAGAAUGUUGCAAAAUGCAGUAUAGAAAAAACUGUAACAUCGAACCAUGAGGAACCAAAGCAGGCUGUACACCUUCCCCAAAGCGUUGGUGAUGCAGGCCCAGCCAAAGUAGCAGCAUAUCAUGAGUCCCAUCAACAUGCCAGAUCUGACGAUGUAGCAAAGGGUGAAAGUCAGGGGCAACAUGGUUUUUCCAACCCGGAAGACAGAGCCCUUGGUGAUAGUUGUCCAGCAGACUCCACCAGAGAAGACACAUGUCAAGUUUUUGUUGUUGAACCGGGGGAGGGGUUUUUCCUUGUGCAAACUCAGGCAACCCAUACUGUUGCCCACCUGGUUGCAGCCACAAAUGCCGAGAUCAAUGAGAACAAAUAUGGAGGAGUUACAACGGUUUUUGGUAGCCCAAUUUCCCCAGACACCUCAGUGAAGCACCAAGGCUGGUAUAUGCUCCAAGCCGCAGAGCCCAACCAAAGUGAUUCAGCUCAGUUCUGCCCUGCGUUUCCUCAGCCCCCAGUGUUGAUGAACAAAACGCGAGGAAGAUUGCUGUGGGAUCAAAAAGGGUGGGUUGCGGAUGAUGAAAUGGAGUACUACCUGUAUAUGAUUGAGUGCUAUCGGCCUGGAUCAGUUUUUGGGAUUCUGCAUUUGCCUGACCGUUUGGAUCAACAUACCAUGCUCACUGAGUACGUACUGAGGGUAGCCAAUGCAGCCUCUGCUGACCCAGAUGGAGGACUCAAGGCCUUUGUCAUCCUUCACAAUGGCCACUGGAUACCAGUCAUCAUACGUGCGCAGGGAAUCAUGAUCCAACUGCUGACCACCCCACAGUCAGUGCAUUGGAUUCAGCUCAUGCUUGAAGCAGUGAUCGGAAACGAAGCAGUCCAAUUCUCUGCCAGUGUCAUGCCAAAUGCCUUUGAAGCGGAUUGUGGAUUUCAAGCAGUUGGAUGGAUCCUGUCCACCAUCUUGGACGACACAACCAGUGUACCGUUUUCCGAAGAACAAGCAGCACAGUGGAGAGGGUUGUUUUAUGCUGACCUCCAAUACACUGGAAGAAAAGACAACAUGAUCACUCACCAGUUGACCCUGGGAGGCAUGCAAGUGCAGAGAGACCAACUGCAAAAGCUUGUCACAGAACAUGGCGUAGCAGCAGGACGAAGUCAAGAAUGUGCAGAACAGCUGAUCCAAGCGUUAGGCCUCCCUGCCAUCAAGCAGAUCCUAGGCUCACCCAAACCAUGGGCAGACUUGAAGUCCCGAGCAAGUCUUCAGCGUCCCUCAAUCAGGAUCGUCCUGGCCGAGGAGUUGAAAACCCUCAUCCAACAAAAAGCCCAGUCGCCCACACCAGUGGGAAACAAAGCCAACAAGGUCAAGAACAAAAUGCCACAGAAGCCACCACUCCAGCUGAAAGCCGAAAUGCUUGAGGUACCCCAUGCGGUGUUUAAGCAAAAUGACGGAGUUGAGUUGAGCCAGAUUGGUGCCGCCCAAAUUGCUCCAGGCUGCCAAGGAGUUGCAAUCGUCAACAUUGCCGAAGCAUUGCCAUACUUCCAGCUCAAUGAAGCAGUAAGCCAGAAAGGAGUUGCUUUGCUUGUCCUUGAGUUUGAUGACCCAAGAUUGCCGCAGCAGCACAAAGUAAUGAAGGUACCAGUCCAAAGCCGUGGUACUCAUGACCCUUUGAUCGUCAAAGUAGCGGUUGUUCAAAUAGGUCAACAAACAGUGGUGAGAAACACCCCAGCUCAGACCAUUGCAGUUCCAGAAGUGCCAAAUCAAGUUGUCCGGGUCCUGCUGUUCAAAGACCAGUAUGCAGGAGUCUGGAACGAUUUUGUGAAGAGCCCAGUCAAGUGCCUCAUGCAACAGGAGCCAUUCAGACAACUGCAACCAAGUGAUGUCAUAGAUGUAUGGGACCGGCAGUUCAUGACCACCAGAAUGCAACGAGUCCAACCGGAAGAAGCGGACAUCUUCAGUGUCAACCUGCGAAUCAACCAAAAGGUGCAAGAAGAAGUCUUCAAAGCAAAUGGGUGCCAUGGAACAUACAUUGAGCCUAGGACACAGGACGGAAGACAUCCAGAUGAAGCCUUCCAAGUGGUUUGGUUGCCCAAGAAGUCCUUCAGUGAGGCCCAGGUCAGCCAGCAAACUUCCAAGACACCAACUACUCUGGUCAGACAAGCUGACAGGUAUGGGCUGCGGGUAGCGAGCCAUGAAGCUGAGGCACUCCAUCAACUGCACAGGCCUGAUCUGGUGUACAUACAGGGGACGGAACUUGUCAAGUAUCGAGUGGGCCCCAUGCCUUUUGGCUCAACCAAACAGUCCCUGGUUCAUGUCUUUUCUAAAUGGGAAUGGAAAGCCCGGCCGGUUGCACCACAAGGCCAAGCAAAAGACCGUUCAGGGGUCAUGUGGCUAGUGCAAGCAGCAGAACCACCAUCACAUUGGAUCUUUCAAUUGUCACAUGGAGACGUGCUGAUAUCCCCAGAAGACAAAGUGAUUCCAGUGCAGCAACCACCCCAAGCAGUUGUAGCUUCGUCCAAGACCAUCCAAGCACUUCAAGCCAAUGCAGUGACCAACAGUCCUGAGGACCCGUGGAUUCACCAUGACCCAUGGGCCCGGCCAAGCACACGAGAAAUGCCGACAAGCCAGGUUGCAUCUCUUGAAAGCAGGAUUGAACAAAGCAUCAUCGCCAGGAUGAAACAGCAUGAUGUCGAUAUGCCGGAACAUGACACGAAGGUGACUGAGCUUGAAGCCAGGCUGGAUCAACUCAAUCAAACAGUUGUGGCCAAUCAACAAGAAGCGGCCAGACAGCAUCAAGUUGUCCAGACUCAGCUCACUGCACUGGAUAACAAAGUUGAUCAACAACAGGGGUUUUUCCAAAACACAUUGGAAUCAAAACUGGAGCAGCAGAUGCAGCGAAUCGAGCAGUUGUUCAGCAAGAGACAGCGCACCAAUGAGGCGAUGACAGCAACGUGGCCAGAAGAGGAAUGGCUAAACAGCCGUUUUCAUGUGUGCCAAGUUUUCCAUCGCCUGUUAACGGCUUUUGAAAAACAGCUGAAUGCACAGCGGAGCACAGAAGCCAAGAAACGCCGCCAAGACGACCCAGUUGUCAUUUUCCAAGACCUUCGUGAUGAAAAACCAUUGCCAGUGCAAAUGUUGGUAGAUCAAAAACAAGCAGCCAUCACGGAACUUGACUUUGAAGAAUCAGCAGUAAUAAUGCAUAAGGAUAUCCAAUGGGACCUAGCCCAACCAGCGCGGUCCGAAACUAAUUCUUUUGGUAUUAUUGCAGCAGAAGAAAGCAAAAUAUGGCUGGAAUCUCUAGACGAUCUUGCACCAGGCAUGACACUUGAGCAGGAAAGAUACAUUGGGAAAUUGCCUGAGAUGUUUGCCAAGUUUGGCGAAGAGUGGAGGGCCCGGUGGGACAGACAUUAUGAUGUCGACCCUGAUAGGUGGGACCCCAUAAUCCAAUUUGCCGACCUGGCGUUGCCUAGACCCCCACCUAUGCAAUAUUGCCCCAUCACAAAGGAAGAGUGGACCAAAGCUUUGAAAUCCAAACGGAAAAAAGCAGCUACUGGCCCCGAUGGGGUAAGCAGGCAAGACUUGUUGAACCUGCCGGAUCAGGCAACCGAAGCCUUGCUUGAACUGUUUGCAGGCAUUGAAACAGGCAGUGUCCCAGGCCGUCAAGCAGCUGAUAUCUGGUAUCACAUCAUGGCACAAAUCGAGGUAGCCCAAUAUGCACAAAUGGACCUGACCGGUGGAGUAGUUGACCUUGAGAAAGCUUUCAACAUGCUCCCACGAGAUGUUGCAGCCUUUUGCUUGGCGGAACUCCAUUUGCCCCGCAAAACAGUGGUGCCGUACACAGACAGUGGUUGUGCCCGCAUUUUGCGGCAGUCAGAAAAUUGGCCCCGGAACAGGUUGAGGGACUUUUGGUGGGUCCAGACUGCCUUGCGAGGAGAGUUGUGGGCAGCAAUCAGUGCCAUGAAAUUUGCAAUCCUUCAGAAAUGUCAAAUCAGUAACGAAGCAGCUGACAAGUUAGCACAGACAGCCUUUUGCCGCCAUGGCCAGAUAUACCAAGACUGGACUCAACUGCAUCGCGAUCUUGAAGCAAUUCAUAUCAUGAGGAACCAGGUUCAUGACACCAUGAUAGCCGUGGCUCAAGUGGCGGUACAGAGUCAAGUGCCAACUGGUGGCGCGCAAGACAAGCAGCACCCAAGCAGGAUUGAUGCACAAGAAGUACGAGCAGUUGAUUUUUCUUCUCUCAUCGAUGAAAGCUUUGCGGAAAGUUACCAACGCGAAGAAGCAUCAAAGAUAGCAGAAUGGCUUCAAACGGUAUGUGAUCAGGAUGCGCCGGUCCAGGCGGUCUCCUGGUUCCAACUGAAUGCUUUGUAUGAGUACCAAACAAACGCCAAAGGUUCUCAGGGCUCGUUUCAAAACACCUUGGGGACCACGGAGUGCAAAGCGUGCGAAGCGGGCUCGGUGUCAGCAACGGCGGGAGCCACAGCCUGCGACCUAUGCGGCUUGGGGCAGUUUGCAGAUAAGAAGGGCAUGACAGCCUGCCACCGCGCCCUGCUUCAACAUGCCCCACUAUUCAGUGGUGGAGCGGUGAGGAGUUAG